UUCCACCAAUCAGCGUCUUCUUUGAUCCACGCUUAGCCAAUGGGAGGCGAGGGAGUUAUGACGUGCCAGUGGGUGUGAUCCCGCAGGAGGAAGCGUCAAGCCACCGAACAAUAUACAAAAGUUUUACGAAGAUGGCAGACAAGACGGUGGAUCGUGGGCCGUGGACCGGAUGUGCCGUCAUGUUUCUGCAGUCGCUCUGCCCGGGUGUGAACCUGCUCUCUCUCUUCAAAGACAGAGAACAGGGAAAGUUCAUCGUUUUCAAAGUCAUCAAGCUGACUCUUAUAGAUUCUGCAGGAGGUCUGGGUGGUUAUGAGAUACUUAAGGUCCAUGACGCCGACCCCUUUCUGGGGGUGGAGGUGAAGUUUGAGGAUGUGUCAGCGUGUCAGCAGUUCCUGGAGAGCUACAGCUCUGGAGCUGUGCAGCAGUCCCUCUCUCAACAUGCCUGUCGGCUUCUUACUCUUCCCCACGAGUUCACAGUGGAAACUCAGCUCAAGGCCAGCACACACAUCCUGGAUCUCUGUCUGGACAAGCUGGAGCUUUGCCUACAGCACAUCCACCUGUCACAGCCUGAGCGUCUGCGCGAUGAGGAGAUUGAUCAUCUGGAGGAGCAGCUGCAGAUUCAGGCCCGUGGCCCCGCCCCACAGCCGACCCCCAUCACACAGGAAGAGUGUCCCGUCCCCGGCAACUGCUUCAAAUUUCAGAAUAAAGUGUUUGAGGACCGAAUGCUGACUGCGGGAGAUGUUCAGAGCUUUUCUAAUGGAGUGGGUCGUCAUUGGAAGCAUGUAGGGAGGGCCCUGGGGAAGAGCUGCCGGGCUCUGAAGGGUCUGGCCAUAGACAACCUGGCCUACGAGUAUGAGAGAGAAGGGCUGUAUGAGCAAGCCUAUCAGCUGCUCAGUCGCUUCAUCCAGGCAGAGGGGAGAGCAGCCAAGCUGAGCCGGCUGGUCAAAGCACUGGAGGACUGCAAACUCACCAGCCUGGCUGAAAAUAUUCUGGAGAUACAGCCACGAGAAUAACUCGGUGUGCUUUUGUUCUGCGUGUACAGGUUUUGAAAACUGAGGUGUGUGUGUGUGUGUGUGUGUGUGUGUGUGUGUGUGUGUUUCAGACAGUUUGUGUGAACACAUGUUAACACAUCUGCAAGAAUUGAUAUUCAUAUCAUGAUUUGCUUUUCAAUUAUUAGCGGUAUUGUUUCAUUUAGAGGAAAUUAUCUGCCAUCACUGUUUAAAGGACAUGCUGUCUUGAGUUUAAUGCACUGUUUAAACCUUUUAUUUGUGCUUGAUGUCAUUUUACAGAUGAAACCUUCAACAACUGAAGGUUAUUGAUUUUUUUUUUUUUUCUACAAAAUGGU
Molecule: messenger RNA, 1345 nt
Organism: Cyclopterus lumpus (lumpfish)
Lineage: Eukaryota; Metazoa; Chordata; Actinopteri; Perciformes; Cyclopteridae
Gene: tradd
Product: tnfrsf1a-associated via death domain
Exons: 5
Coding region: 132-1013 (293 amino acids)
Biological process (GO): positive regulation of canonical NF-kappaB signal transduction; extrinsic apoptotic signaling pathway
Cellular component (GO): tumor necrosis factor receptor superfamily complex
Molecular function (GO): transmembrane receptor protein tyrosine kinase adaptor activity
Source: RefSeq, a predicted model, not a curated record